AUGCCCUUCGAGAAGAGGGCUACCGCCGUGAUGUGGCCUAUGCCGUUGCCUUAUCCUGCAGCCUUAAAAGAGUCUGGAGGUUUUGCUUUGAGUUCUGAUGAGAUCUCGUUCCACAGAGGCGUGAACUUAGUUGUCUUGUUGUUGGACUGGCUUCAUUUGAAGAGGCCUCCCACUUGUCCAGCUGAGAUUGUUCUCCAUGUUCCUCUGAGUCGUUUGCAAUGGCGAGUUGUUAGACAAAUUGAAUCAACUAUGCAUGCAUGGCGUGUUGCAGAGCCUGUCACAGCAUUUAAUAUGGGUCGAGCGGCUGAAAAGGUAGAGAACAUUGAGCGGGCCUUGGAGCGACUUGGAAAUUUUGAAACAGGCAUCUAUGACUUGUUCGAGGAAACUCUACCUGAAAACAGUGGCUCGAUUUUUGGGUCUGCAGCUCGGAGUUUCUUUGCUCCCGGACUUCAAUCAGACAUUGGAGGUGAAGUGGUAGGCCAUGGCCAGUCUUUUGGUGGUUCAGUGGCGAAGCCCAUUGUAGCAGAUAGGCUGGACUUUCGAGGCCAACCCUUGUUCGAUCCAAAACCCUUUCUGGAUAAGCAAAGUUGUUUCAUUUUCGAUGAUCCUUUGUCUGCAGCAAAAACGCCUGAGGAGGCAUUAGAAGAUCCGCCGCAAGUUCGUCUUUUUGGUGAUGAAGCUGAACUCUGGAAAUUGUUCAAAAAGCUGGAUUCCAGUGGGCGUUUGGGCGCUAUCCCAGAUACUAAAGUUUUGCCGGGGUUUCAAGCUGGACUGUUUUCCGUAGGGAAAGAUGAAUGCAAAGAUCGCCUCAUUUUUGAUUCUCGGCCGUUUAAUAUCUUAGAGACCCCACCGAACCGGUGGAUUCGUUCGAUGGCAGCAGGGACAAACCUCACUGAGUUCCAUUUGGAGGACAACGAGAUGCUGGUCGUUUCCGGCACAGACUUGCGAGAAUUUUAUUACACCUUUGCAGUUAGUGACCGCCGCCUGAUCCGCAACAGUCUUUUGUUCUCCACCACUGUCGAAAAGAUUAGAGGUUGGAAUUGUUGCACUCCUGAAAUCACCCAGCACAAAGGGAAAAUUUUCCUAGGCCUGAGAACACUAGCUAUGGGGGACACGUGUGCUGUUGAACUAGCCCAGACUGCACAUGUAGGCAUUUUAAGGCAGCUUGGAUUGCUGAAAGAGGAGAACAUCCUAGCCAUGUCUUUGCCUGUUCCUCGUUCCUUGUCUUGUUUAGGAGUAGUAAUUGACGACCUCAUUGCCUUUGAAAAGAUUCUGAGAGGCUCUUUUGAUCCGGCGGCCGAUUCCCAUAGCAAGCGCAUAGUCUCCACUGCAGUUGAACGUUUCAAAACACUUGGGCUGAUUCCGCACGAAGGGAAGACGUUUUAUAACCAGACUGAAGCUGAUUUUUGGGGCGCCUCCUUCGAUGGCGAUUCAGGUUAUGUUCGAGCUGCUUUGAAACGAAUUAUCCCAAUAUUGUUUGCUACAGUUGGCAUUUUAAAAAUUGGAAUCUGCAGUGUGGGGCUUCUUCAGGUGCUUGUUGGAUGCUGGACAUCAGCCUUUCUUUUUCGACGGAGAAUGCUCAGCAUUUUCAAUGUCGUCUAUGAGGUUUUUCAGCGGGUGGAGUCGGAUAGGGCUGUUAUAAGGCUUUCUGAUGCAUUGAAAGAGGAAUUGAUGUUGUGUGUGGGCCUCAGCCCCCUUGCAGCCACAUGUUUGCGCAGCAGAACAUCUCAGCAAGUCUUUGCGUCGGAUGCCUCAAAUGUCGGUUGGGCAGUAGUCUCUGCAAAGCUACCUCCUUGGCUUGCCAAAGAAAUCCAUAGGCAUGGACUUCGGAAGCGUGUGUGGACUCGGUUGCUGUCACCAUUAAAGUCUUUACAAAAAGAGCGAGGUGUCUUGGAUCAGGCCGAUGAAUUGCCUGGAGGUGAGCCUUUUGCCUCGCAUCCCUUGUGGCUGCUUAUAGCCGGAGCUUGUCAGUUUGAAACCUUGAAAAGUCGUCGCACUAAACUUGGUAGGCAUAUCAAUAUAGAUGAGAUGGUUGGCAUGUUGGAAGCUGAGAAGUCGGCUGUAGAAGAAGGCUUCCCUGUCAGAUAUUUUUCCUUAGCCGAUUCUCAGGUCGGACUAGGUGCUCUUCUGAAAGGUCGCUCAAGUUCAAUAGCUUUGAAUGCACUUCUCCAGGAAAGCUUGCCACUGCAUUUGUCUACCAGCGUUUUAAAUCCAGCAGACGAUCCUACCAGAGGCGUUCCGUUGAGGAGGCCCCAUUUGCCUCAACCUUCAUGGCUCAGUUCUGAACGUAAUCUUUCUAUUGAAGAGCGUUUGACUGAGUUAGAUGAUUGGCUGGAGUCUUGUCAAGCGUCACCUUGGGAUCUCUCGGGGUUGCCACCUUUGGAAGAACUUGACGGCGAAUUUGAAGAAAGUUUUGAGUGGAUGAAAUCUUGCAGACAGAAGGGAUUUUUGAAGAAGAAGCGUCAACCUCCUUUUUCCAAAGCAUCGAAAUCCGUGAGGGAGUUUUUAGGUGCUAAUGAGUUCCUUUCACCAGAAGUUUCGAGUUCAAAUGAGCGGAAAUCUGUGUCGAGCUGCCCCAACGCAAAGCAGUUAGGAGUAAAAGCCCUGUCACCUGAAGCUAUCUCGUUUCUGAGUUCGCUGCCUAGGGAACAGUUCAUUUUUCCGGCCUCAUGGAAUGUACAGCCUGACUGGGUGCCAGAUUUUGCUGGAUAUCUGGAUCUAUAUUCAGGUAAGAAAGGCAUAGCCUCCGCAGUCGCACGCAGUGGCAAGUCAUGGUCGAUAACUUUUGAACUGGAAGACAGCGAAGCGCAAGAUCUUAGUUUAGGUUCCAACAGAUCGGUUGUAGAGGAAUUGAUUCGUUUGCGAGCUGUUCACACCGUAGGGGCUGCCAUUUUUUGUCGGUUUUUUUCCAGAGCAGUGCGUCCACCUGUCAGGUCGAAGCUUAAGCCGUUUGGUUUAGCCCAGAUGAGUUUGAACAUGAAGCAGAAAGUGGAUGAAGGAAACGAUCACGCACUUUGGCUUGCUGGCAUUAUUUGGCUUUGUCGAGAGUUUUCAAUAAGAUACUGGGUUUUCUGCAAAGGAGGCCAUAAGCAUGUGAGACUUGUUGGUUGGAGCCGCCUUCACCGUAUGCCAUGGACUCGAGUCGCACAAGUGUAUCCACGUCGUUUGGUUCAUUGGGUUUCUAGUGCCAUUUUGAUCGAUGCAGGACUCAUGCCUGGUAGGAGACAUUUGAACCUUGCCAACAUUUGCCGAUGUAAUCAUGGAAGGAUCGGAGAAGCUUCAAACCCAGGACCUCGGCGAGCAGCCAGAUCUCGCCGUCCUUUGCAAGCUUUGUUAGAAGCUGACAUUGUGGAACCUGAAACGGCGCUUUUAGGUGAACGUAUUUGGUGGUCUUUCCGGAACUGGGCGGGAGAUUUAUUACUGCCACGUGAUUUGCUGAUGGAAGAAGCAGACAUCGUUUAUCUUCAGAUUCGACAUCCAAAAGGCCGAAGGCGGGGAAUAGGUGCAACUCAACAUUCCAAGAUCAUCGAUCAACGUUUAGUGAGCUUCCUGGAUAAGCUGUAUGGCCGCUGGGACAGAACUAUUCCUUUGUUUGGUGGGUCUUUUUCUUCGUACAGAAAGCGAUGGGAUGCAGUUCUGACUUUCUUGAGGGUUCCAACAAAACUGGGUCUAACGCCUGCCUCUCUUCGUGCUGGAGGCGCUGUUAGAGCUUACCGAGCAAAUGAAGAAAUUGCUCGGCUUAUGUGGCGAAUGCGAAUUCGCAACAUUGACACACUCCAACAUUAUUUGCAAGAGACCGGCGCAGCCAGCAUUUUUGCGGAACUGCCUUCAGACAGUCGGCACAGAGUCCAACAUGCAGCUUUGAUGUUUGACGUUUCUGCGAAAGGAUGGAAAAGCUGCUUCAGACCGAUGUUGACACUGCACGGCCGUUUGUGGUCUUCAGCGAUUGUAGUGCCACUUUUGUCGGUGGAGCUGGACAAUUGUCCGUUGCGCAGAGAUCCUUGA
Molecule: messenger RNA, 4005 nt
Organism: Cladocopium goreaui
Lineage: Eukaryota; Dinophyceae; Suessiales; Symbiodiniaceae
Source: the annotation of a GenBank genome assembly